Platichthys flesus (European flounder) is the source of this 4478-nucleotide messenger RNA. RefSeq names its product transcription factor 4-like. Gene Ontology annotation, biological process: regulation of transcription by RNA polymerase II. The record is from RefSeq and is a predicted model, not a curated record. Gene Ontology annotation, molecular function: DNA-binding transcription factor activity, RNA polymerase II-specific; RNA polymerase II cis-regulatory region sequence-specific DNA binding; protein dimerization activity. Gene Ontology annotation, cellular component: transcription regulator complex. Lineage: Eukaryota; Metazoa; Chordata; Actinopteri; Pleuronectiformes; Pleuronectidae. The coding region runs from base 599 to 2719 and encodes 706 amino acids. The transcript is spliced from 21 exons.
UGUGACUUUGUGUUUGUGUGUGUUUGUGUGUGUGUGUGCGUGUGUGUGUGUGUGUGUGUGUGUGAGAGAGGGAGAGAGUGUGUGUGACAGUCACCGCCGCGGACUCACUGCGUCUUGACGCGGGGAGGUCGGACUGCUCGGCUCGGGGUGGGGGGACAGAAACACCGAAAACACGCGCGUAAAGACUCCACUCCCGUCUCCCCCCCCCCACACCUUCUUUUAUUUCCUGUCAGCUUUUUCUUUUUUCUUCUUGCGCUCUGUCCCCGCAGCCGCUCCUGAACCCAGGACCGAGUCCUGCUCCUGAACCCGGGACCGAGCCCUGCUCCUGAACCCGGGACCGAGUCCUGCUCCUGAACCCGGGACCGAGUCCUGCUCCUGAACCCGGGACCGAGUCCUGCUCCUGAACCCGGGACCGAGCCCUGCUCUUGAACCCGGGACCGAGCCCUGCUCCGCGGAGGAGGAUGAGGGGAAACUAGGUUUUUCUGGUCCGCGGCGCUUCGGUUGUUUCUCUGGAUUAAUUUGGCGGCGGAGGAGGCGCAGAGAACCGGGAGCGGAGCAGCGCGCACCGACCAGCCGAGGUCCGGGAGAUUUUGCUAAAAUGCAUCAUCAGCAGCGGAUGGCAGCUCUGGGAACAGACAAGGAGCUGAGUGACUUACUGGAUUUCAGCGCAAUGCGAAACAGCGAUUUGAAAAUGUUCCCACCAUCCAUGAUGUUUUCCCCUCCUGCUAGCAGUGGAAAGAACGGACCGACCUCCCUGGGGAGCGGACAUUUCUCCGGCUCAAAUAUGGAGGAGAGGACGAGUGCAGGAUCGUGGGCGAGUGGAAGUCGUUCUUCAAAGAGUUAUGCAGAAGGGUCUCAGUACAUGGCGUCACAUGACAGCCUCUCACCUCCGUACACCAACUCCAGGCUCACAGGUAAAUCGGAGAGGAGCUCCUACUCGUACGGCCGGGAGUCCAACCCCCACUGUCACCAGUCGGUACUGGGCGGUGAACUGGGCUUGGGGAGUCCGGGCACGGCGUCGCCCACCAAGCCGGCCGGUCAGUACUACCAGCACUACAGCUCCAACCCCCGGAGGAGAACACUGCCAAUGGACACCAUGGAGAUUCACACAAAAAAAGUGCGGAAGGUCCCCCCCGGCUUGCCGUCCUCAGUGUACGCACCGUCUGCCAGCACGGCCGACUACAACAGGGACUCACCGGGCUACCCCUCCUCCAAACCUCCCAGCGCCGGCUUCCCGAGCCCCUUCUUCAUGCCAGACGGUCACAGUGGAGAUCACUGGAGCAGCAGCAGCGGCGGCAUGGGCCAGCAAGGUUAUCACGGCAGCAUGCUGGGCGCGGGGAACUCCGCCCACGGCCCCUCCCAGAGCUCCUCCUACUGCGGGAUCCACCCCCAUGACAGACUGAGUUACCCCUCGCACUCGUCUGCAGACCUCAGCUCCAGCCUUCCUCCCAUGUCCAGCUUCCAUCGAGGGGGAGGGGGAGGGGGCGGGGGCGGGGGCAAUCACUACAGCACCGCCUCCUGCACCGCCUCCACCAACGGGACAGAAAGCAUCAUGGCUAACCGAGCACAGAGCGGAGCAGCCAGCAGCUCUCAGACAGGAGAUGCCUUAGGGAAAGCGCUCGCAUCAAUUUAUUCUCCGGACCACACGAACAACAGCUUCUCGUCCAACCCCUCCACCCCAGUGGGCUCCCCCCCCUCCCUCACAGCUGCCAGUUCAGCUGUGUGGUCGAGGAACGGUGGACAGGGAGCGUCAUCGCCAAACUACGAGGCUCCGCUACACUCUCUGCAAAGUCGUAUCGAGGACCGUCUGGAGCGUUUGGACGAUGCCAUCCACGUUCUGCGGAGCCACGCGGUCGGGCCGUCUACGGGUAUGCCCAGUGGCCACGGUGAAAUGCACAACCUCAUCGGGGCGGCGCACACGCACAACGGGGCCAUGGGCGCUCUGACCAGCGGGUACGGGUCGGGACUGCUGUCGGCCAACAGACACGCCCUCAUGGGGGGCUCUCACAGAGAAGACGGCGGGAGCGGUCUGCGCGGCGGACACUCGAUGGCCGGGCCCGGGCCUCAGCUGCCGGCUCAGUCGGCCUCGUCGCCGGACCUGAACCAGCCCGACCCGUACCGCGCUCUGUCCGGAGGUCUUCAGGGCCAGAGCACCUCCUCCGUCAGCUCAGAGAUCAAGUCUGAGGACGAGGGGGACGAGAACCUCCUGCAGGACUCCAAGCCUCUGGAUCCCAAGAGGGAGGACGCCGACUCCAAGGAGCUGAAAGCUAAUGACAGGUCAAGACCUAGCAACAACGAGGACGAGGACCUGUCUCCGGAGCAGAAGAUGGAGAGAGAGAGGGAGCGGAGGAUGGCGAACAACGCACGGGAACGCCUGCGUGUCCGUGACAUCAACGAAGCGUUCAAGGAGCUGGGAAAGAUGGUGCAGCUGCACCUGAAGAGCGACAAACCUCAGACCAAGUUACUGAUCCUGCACCAGGCCGUGGCCGUCAUCCUCAGCCUGGAGCAGCAAGUCCGAGAGAGGAACCUGAACCCCAAGGCCGCGUGUCUGAAGCGCCGCGAGGAGGAGAAGGUGACCGUGUCGUCGGAUGGGACGCCCCUGUCGCUGGCCGCCGCGCACCACGCCGCCGCCUCCGUCAUGGGCGAUGGGUCGAACCCCAUGGGACAAAUGUCGAAGGUGCCGGAGUUCAUCAAGAUGAUGAGUGACCACUUCCUCUGACGCUGUUUCCCUAACGACCAGCAACCAAUCAAACCCGUUGUCGCUUCAGCCCGACCAAUCAGAUCAGCCUCUUUCUCUCCUCUCGUCUGUCGUCUCCGAUCCUCCUCCUCGCCUCUGUCUCCCUCUUCUGUCGAGAACACGAACUGCAGAGUCACACUAGUCGCUUUCGCCACUUCGCCGCUGAAGUGAACCGGACGCUUCUCCUGGAGACGGUGGAACGCGAUGCAGCAGAGGAUUGUGGGAACUUUUCACAACAAAGUGACAGCAACGGACAAAAGUCUUUGGAAUCACAUCAUCCAAGAAAUUCUUCUUGUACUCCUUGUUUUAUCAGCAUUCCCACUUUUAAAGAAUAAAAGGGUUCUAUAUAUAUAAAAAUAUAUAUAGUAUAUAUACGAGAAAAGGAUAAAAAAAAUGAUGAAAACCUUGAUUUUAAAAAGUGCACCGGGACGCAGGCAGCGAGGAGACGAAGGUCGUUCAGAGCGGAAAACAAAACAUAUCACAAAGUGUUUCAAGAGAUUUCUGUUUUUGUUUUUUUUAAAGCAACACCGUGUUGUUGAACGCAGCCUCGCCGCGUCUCUCUGAUUGGUCUGAGGUUUGUUGCUCUUCGGGUGCAGCUGCACCAGCUUUCCCAGCUCCACGAACGCUACGUCGUAACGUACGCAACGAACGCCCCCCUGUGGACGAACUGUGCCUGAUGGUAACCAGUCACACACACACACACACACACACACACACACACACAGAAGCAAAGAUGAUGAACAAAUAAACAGAACAGGACAUUUCCAGGACGUCGGCCGAACACUCACACAUCAGCUCCAAAAACCACGAUUCAAGUACAACGAGAGAGAUUUGGAAUCUGUUCGUGAUCUUAGAGUUUGUAGAAGACGCUUAAGUUCACAAAUGCUUCUUGACUAUCAUAGAUACUCGGACAAACGUGGGGCUCAACUGUAACAAGGGGCCACUCCCCCUCCCCCCCUCCCCCCUCGACUGCAUUCCCUCCCUCCACGUUCAAACUGUAACAUUAAAAAUGAUUAUCAACCUUUCUCCUUUAUUUCAUCAGCGUUUCCUGCUGAGACACAUCGAUCUACGUCAACACACAGACACAAAACCCCUCGACAGUUGUUCCCUGUGUAUCUGCCCAGUACGGAGAGAAUCAAUCAUUGAACCAAUUGAAUCAAUCAACCAGUGAGCGACUCCACCGGCUUUGGGGAGUUUAUAGUUUCUGAAGGUAGAGGAAUAAAGACGGGGAGCAGGAAUCAUGCAAAAACGUUAAAGUGUACUUCUACAGAAAGCUCCAGGAAACAUCUGAGAAGCAUCAUCUGUCGGCAGGAGACUGGUGCUCAGAGGGAGAUGGGAGGAUGAAGGACGACAGGUAGAUGGAGGAGAGGGAGGAGGGCUGGACUGAGCACUGACGUCAAUUCUAUUCCACUUUAAGCACAUUCCCUGAAUUGCAAUCUACUUGAAUCAAACGCUGCCGAUGCCCUGAAGGCCUAAACUGCAGGGGGGGGGGGGGGGGGAGGGCAGCAGGAUUGACCAGAAGAGAGAGAGAGUGAGAAUAGAUCAAGCAAAGGAACAAUCAUUGGGGUUUUUUAAUCUCGGGGCCAAAGUCGUCAAAUCAUUCCUGUAACAGGUUCAUGAGAUCUCCUCUCGGUCCUGAACCUCAAGUCCAGCUUCUAGUCCAGACGUCUCCUCUGCCUCAUUGGCCUGAUCGCAUUUAGCUGCUUCAGGAUCAGUUCUGAUCCCUUUUCCAUCGUCAAUC